This is a messenger RNA of Hydra vulgaris (swiftwater hydra), 1225 nucleotides long. RefSeq names its product transmembrane protein 192. Gene Ontology annotation, cellular component: late endosome; lysosomal membrane. NCBI's taxonomy places the organism in Eukaryota, Metazoa, Cnidaria, Hydrozoa, Anthoathecata, Hydridae. The record is from RefSeq and is a predicted model, not a curated record.
UUUUAAUAUGUAUAGUUCUAUUUUUCCUUCAGUUUUUAAAAGAAUAUAUGUAAUAAAAAUAAAUUUCUCUGAUGGUCAGCAUUACCAGCAACACAGGUAUUGGGAGUACUUUUGGUGAUCCAAUAGAUGAUCAAUCCAUUGCAAAUGACUCAACACAAAAUCUUCUCCCUGUUCAUGUUUCAUUAUAUUCCUCAAAAGAUCUGGUAAAAAAACUACCCUGUGGUUGGCUGGUUGUUCUAUAUAUUCUUCUAUUGAUUAGUUUUGAAUCUUUAUCGUUUAUCCUAAAAGAUGUUUUACAUGUGAAGCUACUUGGAGGUAUUGAUGAACCGUUUGCUCUCUUCACUGCUAUGAAUGUGGCAAUGUGGGCAUUUACUUAUUUGUAUGAUCGGUGUCUGCAUUUCAAUCACAAUCUUUUAAGAAGAUUUGGUUAUUUGAAUUUUGUUAUCAAAACAAAUGACUUGAGAAAAAUCCCUUUGGCCAUUUUUUCUUUAGGUAAUGCAACUCUUCUGCUUGUAGUAGCUUUCACACGUAGUAGUACAAAGACAGGGUUACCUUUGGUCAGACAAUAUCAAAUUGUUGCUUCUAUUGAAGUAUUUGUCUCAUUUAUUUCUAGCAUAAUUUAUUUAGCAUAUGUUAUUUCAUUUAACAAAGCUGGUGCGUUACCUGAUGCUUAUCAGCAAGAUUGUACAAAGGACAGCUCUACUAGCUAUGUUGGUUAUAAAGACAGCAACGAUACUGACGAUAUCUUAGAAAAACAAUCAGAGAUGAUUCGUUACCUUCAACAACACAACGAACAUUUAAAUAAAACUAUUAUUUCUUUAUCUACUCGUCUUACAAAAUCAGAACCCCAAUAACUUUUGAUGGUUUUUUCUUUAAUUUUUUUUAAUUCUAAAAGAUGUUAAAGAUUUGUUUAUAAUGCAAAAAUAUAAUAGUACUGUUACUUUUGUUGAAUUAUUUUUAUUUUUGUUUUAAAUUAAACGCUGAUGUGCUGCAUGCGUAUUUAAAAAACAGAAACAAUGAUUGAUUGUCUUUUAGCAGUAGAAAGUUUUAAAUUAAAAAGAAAAAUGAAAAUUAAAAAAAAUUAUUUUUUACUUAAUUUUUAAUGGUUUUUAUGUAAUAUAUGAUUUUUCUUUUUAUGUAUGAUUUUUUUUUGUUUGUUCUUUGCAUGAACAACUUGCUUGAAAACUUAAAGUGGAAGAAUGUGUAUUUUUUAAUAAAAAUUAGU